Molecule: messenger RNA, 2174 nt
Organism: Culex quinquefasciatus (southern house mosquito)
Lineage: Eukaryota; Metazoa; Arthropoda; Insecta; Diptera; Culicidae
Product: protein PTCD3 homolog, mitochondrial
Exons: 3
Coding region: 122-2125 (667 amino acids)
Biological process (GO): mitochondrial translation
Cellular component (GO): mitochondrion
Molecular function (GO): protein binding; ribosomal small subunit binding; rRNA binding
Source: RefSeq, a predicted model, not a curated record
GCUGACAGCUCGAAUUUGUGACAUAACGCGUGCGGGCGCAGAAAAACAUGCGAAAUUCGGUUCGGCAAUUUUAAUUUGCAAGUUUUUCAAAGAAAUCAAGUGAAUUAACCAGUGCUCCACGAUGAACAACCUUUGCCGUUCGGUGUCCAAGCUGCCCGCCCAUCCGGCGUUCCGGAUCGCGACCGGCAAGCGCCUCUUUGCGACGCAAACUGUCCGCCGCCAAAGCACCUCGACGGAAUCGAAAGAGAAAAUCGUCAUUCCUGCGCGGAUCGAACGCGGUCCGACGGACAUCCUAAACGCACUGUCCAGCACCGUGGGCUACGACCCGACGGCGCCGCACUACAAGUACCACGACGAUCCGUACCUGAUGCCGAUGUCGAACGUGGGCAAGAAGACGUUCGCGAUGGCCCAGGAAGCGGGUCGGAAGGCGGCCCGCUGGAUCCGGCAGGAGAAUGCGAAGCUGUUUAGGCACCAAGAAGCGGACCCGCCGAUUCCGGCGUUUGCUCCGACGAUGGUUUACACCGAGGAGAGCCAGGUCGAGGAAACGGACCUGCGUCGGUUGAUUGAGAACGUUGAGGUGCAGGAUGCCAUCCUGGUGUACAACCUGCUGAAGAAGAACAACAUCGAGGUUAGUCCCGAGUUGAAGCAAUCGCUGCUGGAGUUGGUUUGCUUCUUCAACCACGAGGAAUCGCUGGAGGAGGAGUACAUCGAGGAGCGUUGGUUCCGGCAGGGUGUUACGGAGAAGGGACGCCAGCGCAAGACCUGGAAGGACUUUGAGCUGGCCGAGCAGCUGUUCCACGAGGUGGAGGAGAAGCGACCGGAGCAUUAUUGCGUGCUGAUUCGGGGGAUGGCCAAGUAUUAUCAGGUUGAGAAAGCGUGGGCCCUGUACCAGGAGACGAUCGAGAAGAAGGUCCUGCUGGACACGACCACGUUCAACAGCCUGCUGCAGAUCGCUUCGUUCCUGAAGGAAAGCUACGACAUGAGGUGGGAUCUGGUGUGCGAGGUGCUGACCACGAUGAAGAACCAGGGACUGCGGCCGAACGUGGGCACGUUGAACGCGGUGCUGCAGACGAUCACUACGAUUGGCGGGUACAACCAUCCGCGGAGUUACGCGCUGAAGACGCUGGCGGAGUUCAAGAAGCUGGGGGUUGAGCCUUCGCUCGCGAGUUGGUACUACAUGUUGGCGAUCUUUUGUCGCGAGCGGGGACCGACGAGCCACAUUUUGCACGAUAUCAUGAACGAAAUUGAGGGGAAGGAGUUUGGGAUUGUGGAUCCGAAGGAUACAUUCUUCUUUGUGACGGCCAUGGACGUCUGCCGGAACCAUCUGCACGACAAGGACUUGGCGAAGAGGGUCAACAAGUUGCUUCACCACAAGGACAACUACAACCUGAUUGGAGAUUCGUACAAGGAAUCAAUCUACUAUCGUCACUUCUUCAUGGUUCUGUGCAGCACGGAACCGCUGGAAACCUUCAUGGAAACGUACCACCUGCUCGUCCCGAACGUCUACAUUCCGGAACCGUCCGUCAUCGAAGAAAUCCUCAAAUCCAUCGACGUCAACUGCGCCAUCGAGCACGUCCCCCUCCUCUGGUCCCACAUGAUCCAGUUCGACCACACGAACCGCGAAAACCUCCUCCUCCUCCUGCUCCAAAUCAUGAUCACCAACCCCCCGAAAACCCCCGAACUCGUUCAAAAGUUCACCGCCAUCGCCUGGGACAUGUACACCCGCCUCGAGGAACAAUCCGCCCUGGCCGGAACGCGCAACCAAAAGUCGGUCGCCCUCUCCGGAGCCCUGCUCGGCGACAUUCUCCUCCUGGUCUGCCGCGGUCGCGAAGAGUUCGAAAAGGCGCAAACCAUCUUCGAGAAGCUCAACACCGAGCAGAACUCGAUCGUGGGCGAUCCCAAGGUCGAAGCGAUGCGGUCGUUCAUCCAGUUCUGCAUCGACGAGCGCAAGCCCAGCCUGGCGAUCGGGGCGCUGCAGUACUGUGCCGAGAACGGGUUCCCCGAGAGUGCCGAGCUGGGCCGGAACAUUGUGCGGUCGCUCACGCUGGACGAGGUGCAUUUGGGGAAGAUUAAGCGGUUGGUUGGGGCGGAGGUGCUGAAGCCGGUGGAGGAAGUGGCGAAGUAGGUUGGGAUUUGAGCGUUGUAAUUAGUGGAAAAUAAAUGAAAACUCAGAA